This is a messenger RNA of Budorcas taxicolor (takin), 474 nucleotides long. RefSeq names its product LY6/PLAUR domain containing 1 (gene LYPD1). The record is from RefSeq and is a predicted model, not a curated record. The transcript is spliced from 4 exons. Gene Ontology annotation, molecular function: acetylcholine receptor inhibitor activity. The coding region runs from base 1 to 474 and encodes 157 amino acids. Gene Ontology annotation, biological process: acetylcholine receptor signaling pathway. Lineage: Eukaryota; Metazoa; Chordata; Mammalia; Artiodactyla; Bovidae.
AUGCGGGCGCCGCCGGCGGCACCUGCGGCUCCUCUCGGCGGCGGCGGUCGCCUCGGCGGCAGCAGAGCGGCAACUUUUUGCGGAUUGUUCUUGCUUCAAGGCUUUGCGUUGCAAAUUCAGUGUUACCAGUGUGAAGAAUUCCAGCUGAAUAACGACUGCUCGUCCCCCGAGUUCAUCGUGAAUUGCACGGUGAACGUUCAAGACAUGUGUCAGAAAGAAGUGAUGGAGCAAAGCGCAGGAAUCAUGUACCGCAAGGCGUGUGCAUCGUCGGCAGCCUGCCUCAUCGCCUCGGCUGGGUACCAAUCCUUCUGCUCCCCAGGGAAACUGAACUCGGUGUGCAUCAGCUGCUGCAACACCCCUCUUUGCAACGGGCCCCGGCCCAAGAAAAGGAGCAGUUCUGCCACGGCCCUCCGGCCAUGGCUCCCCAGCACCAUCUUGCUCCUCAAGAUAGCCCUUUUCUUGGCACACUGCUGA